Molecule: messenger RNA, 2797 nt
Organism: Perca fluviatilis (European perch)
Lineage: Eukaryota; Metazoa; Chordata; Actinopteri; Perciformes; Percidae
Product: ATP-dependent 6-phosphofructokinase, muscle type-like
Exons: 22
Coding region: 154-2496 (780 amino acids)
Biological process (GO): canonical glycolysis; fructose 1,6-bisphosphate metabolic process; fructose 6-phosphate metabolic process
Cellular component (GO): membrane; 6-phosphofructokinase complex; cytoplasm
Molecular function (GO): identical protein binding; 6-phosphofructokinase activity; fructose-6-phosphate binding
Source: RefSeq, a predicted model, not a curated record
CAGUGGGAGGGGUCUCUGGGAACAGUAGUCCAUAAAGCCUGUGUCUUCAAUGCUCCCCUGAGGAGCAGAGAGUGAAGGAAGAGUAGCUCUGUUCUUUCUACUUUUCCCUUCCCUUCAUCUUGCCCACCUGUCUGCCCCGGCUCCUCUGGAAACAUGUCCAAGGAUUUCCAUCCAACCAUGGACCCCACAAAGAUGGGGCUUGGACGCUCCAUCGCCGUGCUGACGUCAGGAGGAGACGCCCAAGGCAUGAACGCUGCUGUGAGAGCCACAGUCAGAGUUGGUCUCUACGCCGGAGCCAAAGUCUACUUUGUUCAUGAGGGCUACCAGGGUCUUGUGGAUGGAGGAGACAACAUUCGCCCCGCCACAUGGGAGAGUGUAUCCAUGAUGCUUCAGCUGGGAGGUACUGUCAUCGGCAGCGCUCGCAGCGAGGACUUCCGCACCAGAGAGGGUCGUAUGAAGGGAGCGUGCAACCUAGUGAAGCUGGGCAUCACCAACCUGUGUGUGAUCGGAGGCGACGGCAGUCUGACUGGAGCCAACCAGUUCAGGACUGAGUGGAGCGGUUUGCUGGAUGACCUCGUCAAAGCUGGUAAGAUUACAGCAGCAGAAGCCAAGAAAUCUUCCCACCUGAACAUCGUGGGCAUGGUGGGCUCCAUCGACAAUGACUUCUGUGGCACUGACAUGACCAUUGGCACUGACUCUGCCCUGCAUCGCAUCAUGGAGGUGGUGGAUGCCAUCACCACAACCGCACAGAGCCACCAGAGGACAUUUAUCCUGGAAGUGAUGGGCAGACACUGUGGUUACCUGGCCCUGGUGACGGCUCUGGCCUGCGGUGCAGACUGGGUGUUCAUUCCAGAGAUGCCACCAGAUGACGGCUGGGAGAACCACCUGUGUAGGAGGCUGACUGACCAAAGGGGCAGAGGUUGUCGUCUGAAUGUGAUCAUUGUGGCUGAGGGUGCGAUGUCCAGAGAUGGCAAACUGAUUACUUCUGACCAGAUCAAGAAGCUGGUGACUGACAGGCUCGGCUUUGAUACUCGCACCACCAUUCUUGGACACGUGCAGAGAGGAGGAACACCGUCCGCCUUCGACAGAAUCCUGGGCAGCAGGAUGGGUGUGGAGGCAGUGAUGGCGCUGAUGGAGGCUACUCCAGACACUCCUGCCUGUGUGGUCAGCCUGUCUGGGAACCUGGCAGUCAGGCUGCCACUGAUGGAGUGUGUGCAAGUGACCAAAGAUGUGACUGCCGCCAUGGCUGAGGGCAGAUUUGAUGAUGCCAUCAAGCUCAGAGGAAAGAGUUUUCAGAACAACUGGAACACAUACAAGCUGCUGGCUCACAUCAACCCCCCAGAUGUUAAGAGCAACAUCAAUGUGGCCAUCAUGAACAUCGGCGCUCCCUGCGCUGGUAUGAACGCUGCAGUCCGUUCAGCAGUCAGAAUGGGCAUCAUUCAGGGCCACACCAUGUUGGCUGUCCAUGACGGCUUUGACGGUCUGGCUCACGGACAGAUUGAACCUAUCAACUGGACUUCAGUGAGUGGCUGGACUGGAAAAGGAGGCUCAAUGUUGGGCACCAAAAGAACUCUGCCAGGUAAAAUGUUGGAGGAAAUCAGCCAGAAUAUUGCCAAAUUCAACAUCCAUGCUUUGGUGAUCAUUGGUGGAUUUGAGGCCUAUGUGGGAGGCCUAGAGCUGGUUCAGGCCAGAGAGAAAUAUGAAGAGAUGUGCAUUCCCAUGGUGGUUAUCCCUGCCACAGUCUCCAACAAUGUCCCCGGCUCUGACUUCAGCAUCGGCGCUGACACCGCCCUCAACACCAUCACUUCUACCUGUGACCGAAUCAAGCAGUCUGCAGCAGGGACCAAGCGCCGUGUGUUCAUUAUUGAGACUAUGGGUGGGUACUGCGGCUACUUGGCUACCAUGGCUGGUCUGGCAGCUGGGGCUGACGCGGCAUACAUCUUUGAGGAAAAAUUUGGCAUUAAAGACCUGGAGAUGAACGUAGAGCAUCUUGUGGAGAAGAUGAAAACAACAGUGAAGAGAGGUUUGAUUCUCAGGAAUGAGAACUCUAAUGCCAACUACACCACUGACUUCAUCUUCAGCCUGUAUUCAGAGGAGGGUAAAGGCAUCUUCGACUGCCGUAAGAAUGUCCUCGGACACAUGCAGCAGGGUGGCACUCCAACGCCCUUUGACAGAAACUUUGGCACUAAGAUGGGUGUCAAGUCUGUUCGGUGGCUGUCUGAGAAACUCAAGGAGUGUUAUAGGCACGGUCGUAUCUUCGCCAACACACCAGACUCUGCCUGUGUGCUGGGCAUGAGGAAGAGGGCGCUCACUUUCCAGCCUCUUUCUGAUCUGAAGGGAGACACAGAUUUUGAGCACCGCAUCCCUAAGACCCAGUGGUGGCUGAAGAUCAGGCCCAUUAUGAAGAUCCUGGCCAAAUAUGACAUCAAACUAGACACAUCCGAACACGCCGACAUGGAGCAUGUGAUCAAGAAAAGUAUUCCUCUCGGGAAAUAGACUUAGUCUCUUUCUGUUCCAUUACAAAGUAUUUUUUCUUUUCCCACUACCUGUCCACAUGCCUUAGUAAAAAGAGCUGCUGUCUUAUGCUUUCUCAUCAUUGAAGUCCAAGUAAUAGGCUCAAUCUGCAGUGAUGUUCCGUAGCUCUCCCAACUCUCAAAACCUUAAGUGAAUCAUAUCAAGAAACCAAUUAAAGAUAUAUUAACAAAAAAACUUGAUUGUUUGUAUGUUAAAUGGAGCAGCAUGUGAAUUGUCCUGAAAAUUGACGAUUAAAAUAAGAAUUGUAUUAAUUUGCAUACAA